Messenger RNA from Trichoderma harzianum CBS 226.95, 1158 nucleotides. RefSeq lists its product as hypothetical. The coding region runs from base 1 to 1158 and encodes 385 amino acids. NCBI's taxonomy places the organism in Eukaryota, Fungi, Ascomycota, Sordariomycetes, Hypocreales, Hypocreaceae. The transcript is spliced from 7 exons. The record is from RefSeq and is a predicted model, not a curated record.
AUGAAUCAACCUGAAGUUAUCGACGCCAAUGAGCUGGAAGCGGCGCUUCAGGAAAGGGAACAAUGGCAAGGAGUUUGGCCUGCAGUUCGUGUCAUGGACUUUCAUGAUGGGAAAAUAACAAUUGAUCGUGCCUUUGAACUUGCUGCCGAGCUAGAGAUUUUUUUGCUACGAUUGAUUCUAUUAGAGACUCGUCAAGUCACUCCUAGUACAAAAAGCCCUAGGCAGGGCGAGAUUAUUUCCGCUGCUAUCAAUCCAGAAAUGCUAAGAUGUCUCCGAAAGCACGCAGGGCUAUUCAACACUUUCAUUGAGGCGACUUGCGGCAUCGGGCACUGGUACUCUGCGAAGCACAUGUGCUAUAGUAAUGAUUACAAAGAACAGCAAUACCAAAAGGAUUUCGGUACUGCAAUGCUCGUGUUAAACACAGUCCACAUUUUCUACGAAUACAUUCCCCAAGAGAAGAAGCACUCGUGCACUCAAAUCUCAAUAGCCAAAAGCUCAGCCACGUAUUUCUUCCUUGACCUUCCCGGAUCGGUGCUUGCGCGGUUUCUUGGAGAUGUAGCCGAGGAUGCUAAACUCACGACGCGCUUCUUUUACAUCGAUACCUUAAUUGCGGAUGAGGCAAUGAGGACAUGGCAGAAAGAUAUUGCCUUGAAGCGCACAGAGUUAAAAGCUCUAGACAAAACAGUCGAUCAUGCAGAGGUUAACAACCAAUCCAUCCAUGAGCUGCAUGCCCUGGCUCGGGACUGGCAUAUACUGGCACGGAAUCUGUCCGACUAUUCUGCGCUUCUGAAGUUCUUUAAGAGUUGCACGUCACGAUAUUAUGCGAUCACAACUACCUGCGCGAAUCUAUCGCCGCGAGACAUUAUGCCGUUGAACGGUACUCUCGAAUAUCUGGAUUCGAGUUGCCAGUCAUUGACCUACUUAAUCUCCGACUACAGCGGUCGAACCAAAACUCGGAUUGACUUGUUGUACCAUCUUGCCAACCAAGCAGAGAGCCAAUCGACCCGGGAGCUCGCCGAACUAGCACGGCAAGACAGCGCUGCGAUGCUCACCAUUGCAGCUGUCACUCUAUUAUUUCUGCCCGGCACGUUCAUUGCGGUAAAAAUAUCAUCAUCUUUGACAGUAUUUUCAGCACGAAGGCUAAUUGUCUACAUCUAG